Molecule: messenger RNA, 2250 nt
Organism: Nematostella vectensis (starlet sea anemone)
Lineage: Eukaryota; Metazoa; Cnidaria; Anthozoa; Actiniaria; Edwardsiidae
Exons: 2
Coding region: 42-2075 (677 amino acids)
Source: RefSeq, a predicted model, not a curated record
GUGGCAGAAGUUGUGGUUCUCUUGAAGUUUCCAUAUUAAAUAUGUUCAAGACAGAUAGAUCACAUAUUGAUGAAGUAUAUGUUAUUGGUUUUGUACCGUGUACAACUGUGCCAAAAGGUAUACCAGAGGCUUAUGAUCCAUUUAUACAGCCACUCAUUAAUGACCUCUGUGAUGGCUUCAUACAUGGCUUUGAAGUUCCUUAUCCUUCAAAUGCUAUUACUGUUCCUGAUUAUGAAGCACAUGAAAUUGAAACAGUGCGUGUUAUGUUACUGUGCUGGGCUGCAGAUCACCCAGGACAAUGUGAGUUUGGAAAGUACUUGAACCAGGGGAAAUGUGCUUGUAGGAGAUGUAAGAUGGUAGGACAGCAAAGUCUUCAAUCAACUCACUAUUAUUAUGGUGAUAAUCGUUUUCAUGCUCGGCAUCCAUGGGAGAAGAGAGAUGUGACAGCAGAGGAGAGUACCUUUUAUGAUCUAGACAAUGAAAACCGAGUAAGUGUACGAAAGAAACUAUCAUCACAGGAAGGAUUUACUGGAACUCCAAUAUUUCAUCAAUAUUUGUAUCCCCUCUAUAAGUUUGACUGUUUAUACCACAUGGUUUAUGACAUUUUCCAUACUCUGCCUUUGAAUAUAUGCAAAAACCAACUUUCAAGACUGUUACAGCUAGAGUUAUUAGAUGCUGUAUAUGUAGAUGAGCAAAUUGCACAAUUUCCUUGGAACACAGAAUUUAAACAAGGACGUAUUCCUACUUCAAUUGGCAAAGAACACAAAGGCCUUGGACACUGGAAAGCAGAAUCUUUUCAGAAAUUUUUCUUUCCAAUGCUAGGAUGCAUUGUAGAGGAUAAGAUUCCAGACCCUAAAGAACUUGAAAUCAUAAGUUUAGUUUCCUACCUAACUGAACUGCACUUCUAUAGUGGGAGGAAUGGCUGGACGGAUAGCAUGAUACAGCUACAUGAGAGACUUGCACAAACACUGAUAAUAAGAAUUGAGGAGACACAAGGACUUGAAAUGUGCACAAUAUCGGUACACAAUUUGACACAUGCACAUGAAGACCUGAUAAACUUUGCAGCAUCAGACAACUAUUGGUGCGCUGUGUUUGAAAGAGCUGUAAAGAAAUAUGUAGGGCGCUCCCACAACUGUAAAGGAUUAGAAAUGACAUUUGCUAAAGCAGAAUGUAGAAGAGAAAGCUUGAAAAGUUUGGAACAAGCACAUGGUGAUCUCCCCAUUGAAGAAAAGGAUGAUAAGAUUGAGGGCAUUGUCAAGUCUGAGGAUGAGGCUAGGAAAAUCUGUACAGCCAGUAAAUGUGAAGGAUUGCUAAUAGGCUCAAGAAAACCUCAAUUGCAAGUAAUUGAGUUAACAGACAAUGAAUGUUCUAGAAUCAAUUCCAUUUUAUCACUCCCACAGUCUGUUCAAUCGGCAUCUAGAAUUGCAUCUACUUCAGGGAAAUGUUUUUUAAGUAAUGUUGGAUUUAAUGGCUUGGUCUUAUCAAGUAAUGACAAUAUUAUUGCUUCGUUGGAGGAUGGUGAAUGUAUUGUCCAGAUAAAGCGGUUCUUGUUGAUAAGAUAUGGACUAGACAAUAAUCACAGUGUAUUGAUUGAAGGUUUUAUAAAGCCUUUUAACAAAUCCUCUGAAGGAGAAAUUGAUGUUAAUGUAUGGAGUGGCUUUCCUAAAGUCAAAUUACAACCCAAUGAUAAUUCAGUCAUCUUUUCACAUCAAAGUGUACAGAGAAAGGUGAUGUUGUACAAGCAUGCUCAGACAAACAUUCAAACUGUUGUGGAUUAUGAUAGACAGUUAAAAGAUGUUCCAAGGCUCUUGGUCCCUGUGUAUCCAGAAAAAGAUGACAUGUUGUUCAUUCAAGGCGAAAAGCAAGGGGAUAUUUGGUACAGAAGAGUGUCAAGUGUUGAUUUGUCUAACAAGGCAGUUGAGGUGUAUUUCUAUGUGGAGAAACAACAACAUCCCAAUAGAUUUGUAAGAGAAAGCUUUUCCAGGCAAGCAAGAAACACUGUGGUCUUUGAUUCCAUAAUCGGUAUUGCAAAUGGUCACUGGAUAAGUGGAAACAUUUGGCAAAAGUCAGUAUAAAAUUCAUCUUGGAAUGUGUGCUGCACAGCUGAGCACAAAAUGUACAUUUUACUGUAAGCGAUCAAUCUUAUCAUAUUUAAUUUUAAUAUAGACUUGAACAGCAAUCUUACUUGGUUAAUUAGUAAUAAUUGUAUUACUUAUUUUCAAUGCAGAAAAUAUACACACAUGUAUUUGA